CGCUCUGCGGCUGCAGUUGGGGGGAGGCGGCGGCGGCGGCGGCGGCGGUUGUGGGCUGAGCGCGGGGUGCAGGCGAUCGCCGUCGGGGCUCGGGCGGCGGCAGUGGGCGCAGGCUCCCCGGUGCCCGCCCCUCCGCUCCGGGGGGGCGCGAGCGGGCGGCCGGGGGGGGGGGCCGGCACCGUCGCCGCAAAAUGAGCCUGCUGUCGGCCAUCGACACGAGCGCCGCCUCGGUGUACCAGCCGGCCCAGCUGCUCAACUGGGUCUACCUGUCGCUGCAGGACACGCACCAGGCGAGCGCCUUCGAUGCCUUCCGGCCCGAGCCGCCCGCCGGCGCCGCGCCCCCAGAGCUGGCCUUCGGCAAGGGCCGCCCAGAGCAGCUGGGCUCGCCCCUGCACUCCAGCUAUCUCAACAGCUUCUUCCAGCUGCAGCGCGGAGAGGCGCUGAGCAGCAGCGUGUACAAGAGCGCCUCGCCCUACGGCUCCCUCAACAACAUCGCCGACGGCCUCAGCUCCCUCACCGAGCACUUCUCCGAGCUGACCCUCACCUCUGAGACCCGCAAGCCCAGCAAGCGGCCCCCGCCCAACUACCUGUGCCACCUGUGCUUCAACAAAGGACACUACAUCAAGGACUGCCCCCAGGCACGCCCCAAAGGCGAGGGUCUGACCCCGUACCAGGGCAAAAAGCGCUGCUUUGGCGAGUACAAGUGUCCCAAGUGCAAGAGAAAAUGGAUGAGCGGGAACUCCUGGGCCAAUAUGGGGCAGGAGUGCAUCAAGUGCCACAUCAACGUGUACCCACACAAGCAGAGACCCCUGGAGAAGCCCGAUGGCCUGGACGUGUCCGACCAGAGCAAGGAGCACCCCCAGCACCUGUGCGAGAAGUGCAAGGUGCUGGGCUACUACUGCCGGCGCGUGCAAUGACCCGGCCGCCUGCUGGGCCCCGCCGCCCUCCUGCCAGCCAGAGAAGACACCACCCCCCUGCGCGUCCCCUGUGUGCGCAGGGGCGUCCUCGCAGGCUUACAGGUCUAGGGGGUGGGCUCUUGGCUCAUGUAUGUUGACAAACAGUGUUACUGACGUAGCUGCGCCCCCAGAAGGCCGGGUCUCUGCGACUCUCUACGGGGGGCCCUGGGUCUGUGUGGAGGGAAUAGGGCAAGCAGAGGUCAGCGCACAAGACCACACAGAGCCCUUGGUGUCCCCGCAGGCUCUCCUCUGAGACUCCCUUUGGGGUGAGCAGCCUUGUAUUGGCCACGAGUGCACUAAAUUUACUGUGAAUCCCAGAGCCUGCAGGGGACUGUCUCCCCAAGACCGGCCAGGCCGCCUUUUCCCACCCAGAACCUUCCAGUUUGCCCCGUGUGAAAAGCCACUCUUAGAAAGCCCUAAUUUUCUGUCUAAGUCAGCACUCAUGGCAAGCUGACACCUGUUCUCGCAGCUGCUGGGGAGCGGGCAUCUCUGCCCCCUGCCACUUUGAGCCCCAAACCUGACCGCCUCUGCCGUCACUGGCAUUGCACCUGGGCGCCGCACCCUGCCCCCCACCGUAGACCCAGAGGUCAGGCACGGGGAGGCACUGAAUGUUGGACAGUGUUCCAAGGUGUGACCUAGGGCACAUCAGGCAAUGCCUCCCCCCUCUCCCAGCACCUACUACCCCCACUUGCUAGGAUUUUGUCAGCCCCAUUCCCUUCCCCUCUCCCUCCCCUCCCACCCACACUAGGGGGCCACCCCCUGAUGGAGGCUACAGGACCCAGCAGGGAAGCCACUCUGGCAGGAAGGACACAGGCCAGGCAGAUCAAAGACCCCGGUUUUAAUGCUGGCCUCACCACCGACACACUGUGGAGCCUGGGAAGGAUUCUCAUCUCUCUGCUUCGCUACUAGUUAAGUGAGAGAGUGACAGCAGAGAGCCGAGAGGCCCGUUUCUGUUCUGAUGUUCUGGGAUUCAGCCUGGCUGUGUGCCAUCUCCUGGAGCAGAAAGCUUUAUUUGGACAGUAUCCCCAGGUCCCGUGCCCCCAGUAUCACCCGUCAGUCGGUCACUUAAGAAGUCAUGCGGAGGGCUCCCGUCCUCCCCUGUCGCCCCUGCAGGCCCAGCCCUGCCUGCUGUCCCCUACCCUGCAAACGUGAAGGAGGGGGUUACCCCCACCCCAAGACAAGCUACAGAACCUCUCGUUUGCAAAGUGGGGAUAAUGAUUCCUACCUCCCGAGGUGGGGGGAGGCCUCUUGGCGUUCACACUGGUCAGGGCGACGUUGUCCUGGCUAGUGGGGGGAUCGCCUUCCUCUUUGCUCCCUCCCCAGUGAGAAGUCCUAUUUUUAUUGUCGUAUCACCCUUCCUUUCUCCCAGGGGAACCGGCUGUCAGAGCUGGGUCACUUGAUUUUGCCCCAACAUUAUGCCUCUGUGGAAAAAAAAAAAUCAGACCACGAAAUGGGCCUGAAAUUCAGUGUUUACCACGGCUCAAGGACACCCAACCCGUGUCCAGUUGCCUUUUGUUUUCAAAUGAAAAUGCUUUGUACAACUGAGGAGUUACAGCAAAGUGUUAAUCAGGGGUCCAGGGAGUGAGUCGAAGAGACGGAGUGAGUGCGUUUGCAGCCAGAGGGCUGCAGCGUAGAUUUGGGCAGGGGGGUGGGGGGGGGCCAUGCCCUCUGAGCAUUUAAGAAGGGUGUAUUUGCUCCAGCCUGAGCCCUGUAGCGGCCUGCCCCUGACUGUGAACACGCUCACCGCCCACUGAGGAAUCCCUCCCAGCUGCUCCCUGCCUGCUCCAGGGUGUCAAGGUGAGCCAGAGUCACCCUGUUCCAGGGCUCUCUGUCCCCAAGGAGAAGCUGUUACUGUCAGUCAUCCUAGUGCCCUGCUAACGAGAACAUUCGCAGUGGUGGGCAGUGUGCUGGUCUCCGCUGCAAGGACCAGGUCUCGACCCUUCCAGGGACCUGGCUCCACAGGGGGACCUUGGCCUCAGGUACCUGGGCUGCAGUCAUGGGGGAAGCCCACACCUUAGAAAGAACCCAGGCUCCAGACCCCUGGAGGCCAGGGCCUUCCACAGGCCAAGAGGAGAAGGGAUAUCACCCCAAAGUGACCUUUGCAGUGGGUUUGUCCAGCUGGCAGCCCCCGCCAUCUGUGCAGAGCUGGCCACCGCGGGGGCUGGGCCCUCCCUAUGAGGCAGCCCUUCCACACCGCCCCCUCCCGCACUGUUGGGCUGAAUUUGGGAGCUCUGUGUGCUCAGCGAAAGCCACUGCUGUCCAGGCUGGUGCUGUGAGAAUCAAGUGCUCAGAGGGCCUGGGCACCCAGGAGACAAGAAAUUGUGUGGUUUUAGUAUGUUCAAAGGGACAAUCGCUUGCAGUUAGUAGAUCUAGCGAUCCAGUUGGGAGAGAACGGUGUUUACCCCAUAAGAAGUAUUCAAUAGUUCUACUUGUGAAUUUGUAUUUAUUUUGAGUUAUACUUGACACAGAAUUCCUUUUUUUUUUUUUUAAAGAAAAAAUACUAUGUGUGUAUUUUGAAACGAAAAUUCAUGGAUGUUAAAAUUUCUGCAUGGUUUCCAAUUUUUCUCACAACACUGAAUUUGUUACCUUCUCCCGAAAAAUCUUCACAGUGAUUUUUGUCUGUAUAUAUUUGAGGGCUUUUUUAAAAAAAAGAAAAAGAAAAGAAAAAUAUGAUUGCCUGAUUUUUGAGAUUAAAGUAAACAAAAAGAGAGGCAUUUUCAAAACUUCAGAGCUUUCAGGAGGGCAAUAGAAUAUCAAAUGAAGAUUUCUGGAAGUAUUUUUUGCAAACCUUCUGGUUGAGCUGCAAGAAAAUAUUUAUGGUGAGAACUAUUCUCUUUGUCCUGUUGGUUUUUUUUGGGGGGGUUGAUUUUUUACUAUGCUUUGGUCUGUAAAAAGUCUGCAACUGAAUUACAUUAAGAAGGAAAUAUUGUCUACAUAGAUUAUUAUAUGAAGUUGGUACAUAAUUCUGAUGAGGAAAAAAAACUUUGCAAUUCUUUAAGCCAUAUUAUUGUUAUUCUCUGUUGUUAUCCCUGGAUACAAAUAUCAGUAUUAAGUAGCCAGCAUAUUAUUCAAGUGCAUAGACUUAUUAUUAAUAUGUUCUUGUCCUGUAUUUAUACAUAUGUGUAUUUGGGAAAGUACUGCCUUUUUUUAAGGGAAGCUAUUAUUAGAUACUUAGUGAAAAGGGAAUGGUGAGCCCUUCGAGCCUCUUCAGCUGAGGAUAACACAGCAUUAUAAUCCAUUCUCUUGCACCUUCUUAUUAUUAUCUUGUUAUUAUGGUUAUUAAACUCGUGGGGGGCAGGAGCGUGCCUGGGGAGGAGAGGGCGUGUGACUUACUAGCCCCACCACGGUCGGCCAGCUCCAAAGAUGGUCUCCUUGGCCUGGUCCAGGGCUCCCGGUCAGCAGGGCCCAAGGAUGGAAGAGGAAGCAGGAGGCGGACUUCUCCAGCCACCCCCUUUGGAGCUUUGCCAUCUGAGCCAUGCCUUGGUGCCCUAUGCUCUUUGAACUUGGAUUUGUCACCCAGAGCCCUUACACCUGCCCUCCAACAUCUAAUGGACUUGAAUCUACUCUAAACGAAUAUUUAAUCCAGCAUCACUACAUCGUAGCCCAGUGUGACAACUAACCCUGGAGUUUGGGAGGCGUCCGGCCUUCGGGGGAGUUCAUCGCUCCCUGUUGCCAACCUCACCGUUCGACCUCCUCCACUCCUGUGUGGUGACCCUGUCCGUGUCUGUAUCUGUUAAUACGUGUGUGUCCAGCUAAAAAGACAAACAGAACCCGUGGGCCAGCUCGGAGGGUGCGUGGAGAAGCCUCCCGACCUCUCCCGAGGGCCGCCCUCGGGAUGGCAUUCCGUUGUGUGCCUUAUUCCUGGAGAAUCUGUAUACGGCCUACCUAUAGAAAUAUAGCCUUUUCAUGCUGUAUUAAAAGAACUUUUAAAAGCAA
Molecule: messenger RNA, 4892 nt
Organism: Orcinus orca (killer whale)
Lineage: Eukaryota; Metazoa; Chordata; Mammalia; Artiodactyla; Delphinidae
Gene: ZCCHC24
Product: zinc finger CCHC-type containing 24
Exons: 4
Coding region: 192-917 (241 amino acids)
Molecular function (GO): nucleic acid binding; zinc ion binding
Source: RefSeq, a predicted model, not a curated record